GAACUGAAUGGUUCAUUUUCACUCACAUCCACCCACCACUGCACUACCCCUCAAUUCUGAAGGCCCAGACCACCACCACCAACAACAACAAACUACAAUCACUCCGCCAUAAACCACUCCCCAGUCCCUUCGAACCCCCUCGAUGGCCUGAACUUCCUCUAGUUUCCAAGUUCUCUACCACAACAUGGAAUCAAUUCCUUACACGAUCCCUUCUUCCAAGCUCCAAUCACUACUUUCUUACAAAACACCCACCAGAACUCGAUCCUCCAAGCUUCUCCCUCUUCACCCUCCCCCACUUCCAAUCAAACCCUUCUAUUAUUCCCCUAAAUGCCUCCCUCUCCGUCACCAUCGCCUCCGCUGCCUCGUUCACUCCAACGCUAACCACCACCAUCACAGCCACAGCGAUCAUAACCACCACGAGCACGAGCACGAGCACGAGCACGAGCACGACCAUCACCAUCACCACCACCACCACCACCACCACGCGCAUCAUGCCAUCGACAGCGCUAACCUCACGGGACCACAACGAGCGAUCAUCGGGUUCGCGAAAGCCACGAGGUGGAUGGACUUGGCCGAUUUCUUAAGGGAGCACUUGCAUCUUUGCUGCUUCUCCACAGCUUUAUUCGUGGCAGCUGCCAUUUGCCCUCACACUUUGCCAAAGCCUCUCGUUAAGCGCUUCCAACACUCCCUCAUCAUCCUUGGAUUUCCUUUGGUUGGGGUUUCGGCUUCGCUGGAUGCUCUAAUUGAACUUAGCAGUGGAAAAGUGAACAUCCAUGUACUAAUGGCGAUGGCUGCUUUUGCGUCUGUUUUUAUGGGAAACUCUUUGGAAGGAGGGUUGCUUCUUGCCAUGUUCAAUCUCGCGCAUAUAGCUGAGGAGUACUUCACGGGACGGUCGAUGAUCGAUGUUAAAGAGUUGAAAGAGAAUCAUCCUGAGUUUGCACUUGUUCUUGACACCAGUGGUGAUAAGCUUCCUAAUACAUUCAACUUGGCGUACAAGAGUGUUCCUGUGCAUGAUGUAACUGUAGGAUCAUAUAUCCUUGUUGGUGCUGGGGAGUCUGUGCCUGUAGAUUGCGAAGUUUUCCAAGGCAACGCUACAAUUACCAUCGAGCACUUGACAGGGGAAAUCAAACCAUUGGAGGCCAAAAUUGGAGACAGGAUACCUGGUGGUGCAAGGAACUUAGAUGGGAGGAUAAUUGUAAAGGUAACAAAGACAUGGAACGAAUCAACCCUAAACCGAAUUGUGCAAUUGACUGAAGAAGCACAGUUGAAUAAACCAAAACUUCAAAGAUGGUUGGACGAAUUUGGUGAACGUUACAGCAAAGUAGUUGUGGUAUUAUCAGUUGCAAUUGCCGUUAUUGGGCCAAUUUUAUUUAAGUGGCCUUUCAUUAGCACACCAGCAUGCAGAGGUUCAGUUUACAGAGCCCUAGGGCUCAUGGUUGCAGCAUCUCCAUGUGCUUUGGCUGUGGCCCCAUUAGCAUAUGCAACAGCAAUUAGUUCCUGCGCAAGAAAGGGGAUAUUACUCAAAGGUGGACAUGUGUUAGAUGCUCUAGCUUCUUGUCAUACUAUUGCAUUUGAUAAAACAGGAACAUUAACCACAGGAGGACUUCUAUUCAAGGCAAUUGAGCCCAUUUAUGGUCAUAAUGUCAGAAAGAAUGAGUCAAACAUUUCUUCCUGUUGCAUCCCUACCUGUGAGAAAGAAGCUCUUGCUGUUGCUGCAGCUAUGGAAAAGGGUACUACUCAUCCCAUUGGAAGGGCUGUUGUUGACCAUAGCGAAGGCAAAGACCUCCCAUCUGUUUCUGUUGAAAGUUUUGAGUACUUCCCUGGAAGGGGCCUUAUUGCUACUGUUAACAGCAUUGAGUCAGGAACUGGAAGUGCUAAGCUAUUGAAAGCAUCACUUGGGUCUGUAGAUUUCAUCACUUCAUUUUGUCAUUCUGAAGAGGAGUCAGAAAAGAUCAAGGAAGCUGUUCAUACAUCUUCGUAUGGAAGUGAAUUUGUUCAUGCUGCUCUUUCGGUUAAUAAGAAGGUGACACUUAUUCACCUAGAAGAUAGGCCUCGUCCUGGGGUUUUUAAUGUUAUUCAAGAAUUGCAGAAUGAAGCAAUGUUACGGGUGAUAAUGUUAACUGGUGAUCAUGAGUGUAGUGCAAGGAGGGUUGCAAAUGCUGUGGGCAUCAGUGAGUUUCAUUGCAACCUGAAACCUGAAGAUAAACUGAGUCAUGUAAAAGACACAUCAAGAGAUACAGGAGGAGGCUUAAUUAUGGUUGGUGAAGGAAUCAAUGAUGCCCCUGCACUUGCUGCUGCAACUGUAGGGAUUGUGCUUGCUCAUCGUGCUAGUGCAACUGCUAUAGCUGUUGCUGAUGUGUUAUUACUUCGUGAAAAUAUUUCUGCAGUACCAUUUUGUAUCGCCAAGUCUCGCCAAACAACAACACUGAUUAAACAAAAUGUGGCUCUGGCAUUGUUCUGCAUUACCAUGGCUUCUCUUCCAUCAGUUUUGGGAUUUCUGCCAUUGUGGUUAACGGUUCUUUUACAUGAAGGUGGAACCCUGCUUGUUUGUCUCAAUUCUAUUCGUGCCUUAAACGAACCAUCUUGGUCAUGGAAGCAGGAUUUGUUACAUUUGAUUGGCGAGGUUAAAUCUAGGCUUCCUUCUCUUGGGACAAAUAUUAAGGGCUCAAGCAACAUUACAACGGCGAGUUUAUAACGUGGUUUUAUUUGAAUGUAUUGUGUUUAUUGACAAACGUCAAUAUCCCCAUUCCAUUAUUUGCCGUUAGUUUUCCUUUCUUGAGCCCUCGAGUUCCCCCCUUUCUAAUGGAAUAAGGAAAAUGGUAUAUUAAGGUAGACUAUACAUGAACAAUUCUCGAAGUCAAUCAGAGAAUUAAUGAAUUACUAAUGUGAAUAAAUAUUGACGCCAAAA
This is a messenger RNA of Arachis stenosperma, 2908 nucleotides long. Its product is annotated as probable cadmium/zinc-transporting ATPase HMA1, chloroplastic. Gene Ontology annotation, cellular component: membrane. The transcript has 13 exons. Gene Ontology annotation, molecular function: ATPase-coupled monoatomic cation transmembrane transporter activity; ATP binding; ATP hydrolysis activity. The coding region runs from base 185 to 2695 and encodes 836 amino acids. Gene Ontology annotation, biological process: monoatomic cation transport. The record is from RefSeq and is a predicted model, not a curated record. NCBI's taxonomy places the organism in Eukaryota, Viridiplantae, Streptophyta, Magnoliopsida, Fabales, Fabaceae.